Molecule: messenger RNA, 987 nt
Organism: Dendronephthya gigantea
Lineage: Eukaryota; Metazoa; Cnidaria; Anthozoa; Malacalcyonacea; Nephtheidae
Product: fibropellin-1-like
Exons: 6
Coding region: 139-987 (282 amino acids)
Biological process (GO): heterophilic cell-cell adhesion; establishment or maintenance of epithelial cell apical/basal polarity
Cellular component (GO): protein-containing complex; plasma membrane
Molecular function (GO): calcium ion binding
Source: RefSeq, a predicted model, not a curated record
UCCUUAACUGGAUUAGGUCCUUGUCGGCCAUGUGGUCUCGGGUAUUACAGCACUGGAACUUGGAGCACUAAAUGCAAGCAGUGCCCAGCUGGGACUACAACGGUUCUGCCUGCUGCAUCAAAGAUAGAAGAGUGCGGAAUGAAGUGUGCUCCAGGUACAUAUUCGUCCAGUGGUGUUGAACCGUGCAAACCUUGUGAGAAAGGAUUUUAUCAACCCGAGGAGGGAAAACUAAGUUGUUACCCUUGCAAAGGGAAGAAGUCGACUUAUGGCCCAGGAGCAAAAACGGAAGCCCGUUGUCUAGAAAUCAACAACUGUGCCUCGAAUCCUUGCAACAACGACGGGAAAUGUUUAAACAAGCGGGAAGGCUAUGAGUGUGAAUGUCGGGACGGUUUUAGUGGCAAAAACUGUGACGACGAAGUCAGUCAGUGUCUUUCAAAUCCUUGUUAUAGUAACGCCGAAUGUGUUGAUAAGAUCGACGGCUAUGAAUGUCUCUGUGCACCAGGUUUUGGAGGUGUGAACUGCGACGAACCUCUUCCUCAAUGUGGAAGUAAUCCAUGUAAAAACAGUGCCAAAUGUAUCGAAACUCCCGGGUCAUAUGUGUGUAAAUGCCAGAAUGGCUGGGCAGGGAAAUUCUGCGAGGUAAACCGAGAUGAUUGUUUCAAGAAACCCUGCAAGAACGGUGGGAUAUGUCGAGAUGACGUCGAUGGCUUCCGGUGUGAAUGCGUGGCUGGAUAUAAAGGCGAUCAGUGUGAGAUUAAUGUAGAUGAUUGUGCCAGUGAUCCUUGUGGUCAAAAUGGAAAGUGUGAAGACAAGGUGAACGGCUAUAUUUGCCAUUGCAUGGCAGGAUAUACAGGAGAAAGAUGUCAAACCAGAAUUAAUCAUUGCAAUAGUUCCCCUUGUCAACGAGGAAAAUGUGUGGAAAAGGAUGGAAGCUUCGAAUGUCAAUGUCCUCCAAGAUAUGCUGGAAAAUCCUGCGAAAAGAAUUGA